Peniophora sp. CBMAI 1063 is the source of this 1650-nucleotide messenger RNA. The record is from the annotation of a GenBank genome assembly. NCBI's taxonomy places the organism in Eukaryota, Fungi, Basidiomycota, Agaricomycetes, Russulales, Peniophoraceae.
AUGGAACUGUUCCCACCGCAGCCAAUAUCUAUGGGCACUGACAACUCAUUCUCGGCCCUGAAUGACGACGUUCUUUGCGAGUUCUUCGAGCUCAUGAGCGAUAUCGAUCCUCCACGAGCGCGAGCCAAUGAAGUGAUUGGUCCGGGAGAGGUUCGCUUCCGCUUGGGCUGGAUAUAUCUCACGCAUGUGAAUCGACGCUGGCGACAACUGCUCCUCUCUCUUCAUUCACUCUGGGCGAAGGUAUUCUCCGUGAUGCCCGAAUCCGCGCUGGAUGAAGCAUUAUCGCGCGCAGGCAAUGCUCCCCUACAUAUCACUCUGGACCAUAACCAGUACUCGCCCCGCUAUAAAAAGUUAACAGCGCUCGCUACAACCGCGAUGGGCCGGGUCAGCGUCCUCUCCAAUCCAAACACAUUCAAUUGGUACACGAGCUUGCACGACAAGGAUCUUCCAAACCUCCUCGCGUUGGACAUCCUUCAGAAGACUCAGCCAUCUUCGAAUAUGCUUCUACGAGCGCCAAAGCUACAGUCAUGCAAACUGUACAACAUGCCUACAAUGGUGAUUGCACCGCACCUUCGGCGCUUGGUAGUCGAGCACUCGCUGCCGAGUCCCGUGCAUUGCUUUCUUGACAUGCUCAAUAACCUCUCUCAUCUCGAGCACCUAGACGUCAUCUUACUAGCGAAGGGGCCUAUCACAUGGAGCGGCAACAACUGCCCCACUGUGAUCCUUUCCCGACUACACAACCUACAUCUCUUCGGGACGCAGCAGUCAGACAUCAUUGGUUUUUGGCAGAAGCUCGUUCUCCCGGACGAUAUGCGAGAUCUUCGUAUCGCUUAUCGAGGGAACGCAGGCUGGGGUCCCGUUGUUGACACAUUCGCGCCGCGUUUAACCCACGAAUCAUACAAUGCGCUAGCUUUUCUACGUGGGCAAGGCGAUCUCUUCAGAUUGCGUGCCUUCCACUUCGACGCAGAUGAGCCAGGCGUGCUAGACCCUGGCAUGGACCACCUUGGCGUAUCCCUCGAGAUUAUUCCGGAGUCCGAUGGCGAGGAAGAAAGCGACCGCGAUGAAGGGGAUGACUCUGACGGCGAUCCCCUACUGCAGUACGUCUUGCCUCGCGUGCUAUCGAAUUUCGAGGGAAAGGAGGGGCAGAUCGAGCACAUGUCGUUCGACUGUUUCAAUGAGUUCGAGCUGUUCGAUGAGCUUGAAGACGAUCCAGACUACCAACCUCGCGUCGUGUUGCGCGAUGAACUCUGCCCAUUCUCGUCGGUGAUUUCGGUAUCGGGGCGUUUCACCGACUUCGACUUUAGCGUCUUAGAGGUGUCCGACGAUGAAGACGACGAAGAGGAUGGCUGCGUAUUUCCGAAGCUAGUCAAGCUUAUUGGGCGCGUCGAUGCCAUGAAUUCGGGUCCAGAAAGUAUGCAGGACCAUUGGAAUGAGCUGAAUACCUUGUUCAAGAACCGCUCACACGCCGGUGUUCCCAUUCCCCGCCUACACUUCAUAGGCUACAUGUUCCCGGGCCGGCGAGGCAAAGAAGAGGCCGACGCCGCGAUGGCCGAAGGGCUGCGCGUGGCAAGGAUGAAUGGGCUGCAGGAAUUCGUCGACAGGCGGGAAACUCUGCGGGCGGAAGGCGGGAUCAUCAGUAUGCCAGCGUAA